This is a messenger RNA of Nymphaea colorata (pocket water lily), 1187 nucleotides long. RefSeq names its product syntaxin-61. The coding region runs from base 224 to 949 and encodes 241 amino acids. The record is from RefSeq and is a predicted model, not a curated record. The transcript has 8 exons. Lineage: Eukaryota; Viridiplantae; Streptophyta; Magnoliopsida; Nymphaeales; Nymphaeaceae. Gene Ontology annotation, biological process: Golgi vesicle transport. Gene Ontology annotation, cellular component: membrane.
UCUCCGACGAGAGUUGCUCCCGUAAAAGAGAGCCGGGGUGUCCGCAUUCCCCUUCUCUCUGGUCCUCGCCGUACGGGCUGUUUCGCUAAGAUCCGACGGCCGGAAGACGCCGAUCGGCCAAAUCACCGCCGGGCGAAGCAAGGUGAAAUUUUUGUGAUUGAUCAGUUGAAAGCUUGCCUUCACUUGUGGAGUUUAAAUAGUUUACUAUUAUGUGAAGGAAAAAAUGAUGUCACCUGCACAAGACCCCUUCUAUCUUGUUAAACAAGAAAUUCAAGAAUCUAUUGAUAAGCUCCUGUCAACAUUUCGGAGAUGGGAACAAAUUGAGUCAAAUACAGGGGAAUAUGUACAUCUUUCCAAAGAGCUGGUUGCUGGAUGUGAAAGCAUUGAGUGGCAGGUGGAUGAAUUGGAGAAAGCAAUUUCAGUUGCAGAGAGCAACCCAUCUCGGUUUGGCAUUGAUGAAAUUGAGCUUGGAAAGCGCAAGAGAUGGACCACCACUUCUCGCACUCAGGUGGCUUCUGUGAGAAAAGCUGUUGAUGCUGCACCGGUUUCUACAAACAAGAACGGAAUCCGCCGAGAAUUAACAAGAUUGACUGCUGAAGCAGGACGAUCGGAUCAGUAUCCCACUGAAUCUAAUGAUGACUAUAUAUCUUCGGAAACUGAUAGACAAAUGCUUCUAAUCAGACAACAAGAUCAAGAGCUGGAUGAGCUAAGUGCAAGUGUAGAGAGAAUUGGAGGUGUGGGGCUUACCAUACACGAGGAGCUCUUGGGACAGGAAAAAAUCUUAGAGGAUCUGAAUCAAGAGAUGGAUAGUACUUCAAACCGGCUUGACUUUGUCCAGAAGAAGGUAGCCAUGGUCAUGAAGAAAGCAGGUGCAAAAGGUCAGAUCAUGAUGAUUGUCUUUCUAUUGGUCCUCUUCAUUAUUCUGUUUGUGUUGGUUUUCCUCACGUAGAACUUGUGCUACUCAUGCUGUUGAAGCUUGAGCACCUGGUCAUUCAGAGGACAAAAAAUGUCUUAUUAUGUCCAUAUAAAAUCUAAAUGUAGUACUGGUGAUCAUGAAUGGUAGGCCUGGAAACAUUGACUGGUUUUCAACAUGCUGUUUAGUUGAUUUUGUGUAUCACAAUUCACAAGUAGAAAAUUCAUCUACUGAUUUAUAGCUUUUCAAUAAGCAAUUUAUGUUUGGGUGAUUA